AAGUGAUAUAGAAAACAGACUCGUACUCGUUUUAUAUAUACACGGAAAGUCUUUUUAAAGAUAACACAAUAAUAGUGAUUAUCAAAGGAGAAUAAGAGAAAGGUUUGGGUUUCUUGUUCAUCAAAGAAAUCCCUAAAGCGAAGGUUAAAGGGGAGAAGAUCAAAUUGAGUAUUGACUCAAAAACCAAAGCAAGGAAAGCAUAGAUUAAGGUUGGGUGUUCAGAAAGUUUAGUAAUCAUGGGAUUCCAGAGACCAUCAGCAUCAUCAUCAGAAAGAUCGAGAGCCAAAUUGAGUCUCUUUUAUAUAUUUCUACUCUGCGUUGUCCUUUGUGUGUUGACCACUUUCAUACCUCUCUCUUCCCUUUCUACUCCAUAUAUUAGGAACUCUAAUUCUGGGAAACUAGGGCACUUAUAUGCACAGGAAGAGCAAGGCAAGAGUUCACUUGUGUUAAAGAAGAUGACGAGGAUCGGUGAAUUGAGCAAAGAGACGGAGCUACGGAGGAUUUUAAGGGGAUUGGGGUCAUCUCCACCACGGUGCUUCUCCAAAUGUGGAAGAUGCACGCCGUGCAAGCCUGUGCACGUCCCGGUGCCUCCAGGUACUCGUGUCACCGCUGAAUACUACCCUGAAGCUUGGAGAUGCAAGUGCGGCAACAAGUUGUACAUGCCAUGAUCGUUUAUAAACGAUAUAGAUACUCACAUAUAUACGUUAUAUAUAUGAUUUAUAUGCAGGUUCAUGGUC
This is a messenger RNA of Eruca vesicaria subsp. sativa (arugula), 737 nucleotides long. The record is from the annotation of a GenBank genome assembly. NCBI's taxonomy places the organism in Eukaryota, Viridiplantae, Streptophyta, Magnoliopsida, Brassicales, Brassicaceae.